Messenger RNA from Thermothelomyces thermophilus ATCC 42464, 1191 nucleotides. RefSeq lists its product as uncharacterized. Gene Ontology annotation, molecular function: protein-folding chaperone binding; ubiquitin protein ligase activity. NCBI's taxonomy places the organism in Eukaryota, Fungi, Ascomycota, Sordariomycetes, Sordariales, Chaetomiaceae. The record is from RefSeq and is a predicted model, not a curated record. Bases 351 to 1106 code for a protein of 251 amino acids. Gene Ontology annotation, biological process: proteasome-mediated ubiquitin-dependent protein catabolic process; cellular response to misfolded protein; protein quality control for misfolded or incompletely synthesized proteins. Gene Ontology annotation, cellular component: cytoplasm. The transcript has a single exon.
UCUCGCAGACCAUGCCAUAGCGACACGCUAUUCUCAAGGACAGAGACAAGAUCAAAGAAAUGGCGAAAUCUAUCCAGCUCAAAGAGGAGGGCAACCGCCGCUUCCAAGCCGGCGAUUACGUGAUGGCCGAAGCUCUCUACUCGCAGGCGUAAGCCUCCCCUCCUCCCUUCCUCGUUCUUCCUCCCUUCCUCCCUCUCUUUCUGGUACCUCGGAAGCAAUUCAAGCCCCCCUCCCCCCGGCCCCCGAGAAUAAGCUGACUCUUCCGCCCGUUUUCCUCCCCGCGCGGCUUUCCCCCCUCGGGCAGGCUCAUCUCCGACCCCAACAAUCCGGCCCUGUACACCAACCGGGCCAUGGCGCGGCUCAAGCUGGGCCAGUGGGACAGCGCGGUGGCCGACUGCACGGCGUGCCUGCGCCUCUCGCCCGACAGCAUCAAGGCACACUACUCGCUGUCGCAGGCGCACCUGGCGCUGCGCGCCUACGACGACGCCCUGCUGCACGCCCGCACCGCCCACGCCCUGGGCGCCAAGGCCGCCGACAAGAGCCUCGGCACCCUCACCGCCCACGUGCUGCGGUGCAAGAAGGAGGCCUGGGACGCCGCCGAGCGCCGCCGCGUCCGCGAGGACGCCGACCUCGAGGCCGAGGUGCUCCGCCUGCUCGAGCGCGAGAGGGACGCGGCCGUCCGGGAGGUCGGGCGGCAGCAGCAGGAGGAGGAUGGGGGGGAGGACGGCAACGGCGGCGACGGCGGCGGUGGCGGCGAGGAGGCCAGGAAGGAGGUGGCGGCCGAGUGGGACGCCAAGAUCGCGAGGAUGCGGGAGGUCUUUGAGAAGGCCCGCCCGGCGAGCGAGAAGCGGCGGACGGUGCCCGACUGGGCCAUUGACGACAUCAGCUUCUGCGUCAUGGUCGACCCCGUCAUCGUAAGUGGCCGUUCUCUCGUUACUGGUGUUGACUUUUCUUCUUUUGUCGUCUCUCUCUCUCUCUCUCUCUCUCUCUCUCUGUGGGUUGAUCACUGGCUAACGCGGGUGGCUCUAAUCAGACAAAAUCCGGCAAGUCCUACGAGCGCGCGUCGAUUGUCGAGCACCUGCGCCGCCACCCCCAUGACCCGCUGACCCGAGAGCCGCUCUACAUCUCCGAUCUGAGGCCCAACCUCGACCUCAAGCAGGCUUGCGAGGAGUUUCUCCAGGAGAACGGCUG